This is a messenger RNA of Egretta garzetta (little egret), 1628 nucleotides long. It is a transcript of the gene MRGBP, whose product is annotated as MRG domain binding protein. NCBI's taxonomy places the organism in Eukaryota, Metazoa, Chordata, Aves, Pelecaniformes, Ardeidae. The record is from RefSeq and is a predicted model, not a curated record. Gene Ontology annotation, cellular component: NuA4 histone acetyltransferase complex; nucleus. Gene Ontology annotation, biological process: regulation of transcription by RNA polymerase II. The transcript is spliced from 4 exons. The coding region runs from base 351 to 800 and encodes 149 amino acids.
CCCCCGGGGCACAAAGCGCUCCUCGCUCCCCUCUGCCUUCACCCUUCCUGACUUGCUGCCUUACACUUCCCUUCGGUUGUUUUUGACGCAGCCUUUCUAAAAGCUCCGGCCGCGGCCCUAUGCCGGCGUUCCCCAGGGGGGCACCCUCAGCCCCUCUCCAGAAUAGCACCGUAAUGUAGGAUGAAAUACCAGCCAGGCAGGGCUGCCCAGGCUGCCGUGGGUCUCUCCUAUACUGUACGAUCUCCCUGUAAUGACAGGAUGUUUUUUUUUAAAUUCUGUGGUGUAAGGAAAACUGUUGGUAGUGUUAAUCGCACUGAGUUCUUCCCCCAGGUGUGAAUCGCCAUUUCCACAUGAUUUGCAUCCGAGAUAAAUUCAGUCAGAAUAUUGGACGGCAGAUUUCUUCCAAAGUGAUUUGGGACCAUCUGAGCACCAUGUAUGAUAUGCAGGCUCUUCAUGAAUCUGAGAUUCUUCCAUUCCCUAAUAUAGAGAAGAAUUUUGCUCUUCCUGACGAAAUGAUUCAAGAAGUGAGAGAAGGAAAAGUGAUGAUAGAAGAAGAAGUGAAAGAGGAAAUAAAAGAAGAGAUGGAAACACAUGCAGGUCCAGAAGAAGUUUUUGCACCCUCUGGAAGUUUAGGAAAAACAACUGAAAAGCCAAGCGGCAAAGAGAAAGAGAAAACUUCAUCAGAUUCUGGGUCCAAAGAAGGAUCUGAUAAGAGGAAGCGCAACAGAGUCACUGAAAAGGUCUUAAACGCAAACAGUAAUCCUUCCAGUCCAAGCGCUGCAAAACGACGCAGAACAUAAAGCAAGCUGUGAACGAGAGAAGUAAUAAACUAUGGAACGUGAGGAGGGAACAGUGAAAAGGAGUAGCGGGAUAGUCGCUACGUAGACUUUUGGGGAAAGGAAAAGAUAUCUGAGCCAGGUAUUUGAAGAAUCUGCGCAUUGGCUUUAUACAUCCCAGACUUUGUCUUUCCUGAUGUGUUUUCUGGUCAGCACCGAGCAGCUGAGCGAUGGCUGCCUUCCCAGGGCAUGGGGGGAGAAAGCUGGCAGCGUGAAGAGUUUGUGCCUAUGUAACAAGUCUGGUGGUUGCAUUUCAAACGAGUAACACGCUCUGUGUCAGCAUGGUUCGUGAAAAACGUGCUCAGAGAAACACAGCCUCGGUUUGUGAAAAGCGUAGCUUCUUCCUAUAAAUUUCAGGUCGUUUUUUCUGCCUUUCCUUUGUUGCUGUCUUUGGAUGUUCCAGACCCUCUGUGGGUAAAGUUUGGGCAUUUUACUCAGUGCAAACGUAGCGUUUGUAUCAAAAUGUCUAAAUUCGUUGGUUCAGUAAAACUAAAAUUCUUUUAAAUACAGAUAACUAUUGAGUUGAAGUAUUAUUUCGCUCUCUUUGCUGGAGGAACCUUUACUUCUCUCACUCUUAGCGACAUAAUACUUUCCAAGCUUUAUAAGUUUAUAUACCAUAAGUGAAGUGGAAAUGAUAAUGCCCCUAGGAUAAUAAUUAAUAAGUAUCCUAAAUAAAAUACCUAGUGAUGUCACAUGGUUUUGUGAGGGAUCCGCUGAGCUGUGCGUGAACCUGGAGAUGUUGCUUCGCCCAUUUGUACUAUAGUAGUAUAUAACAGUGGGGUUUGUACUUUA